Molecule: messenger RNA, 1601 nt
Organism: Cladophialophora immunda
Lineage: Eukaryota; Fungi; Ascomycota; Eurotiomycetes; Chaetothyriales; Herpotrichiellaceae
Exons: 2
Coding region: 16-1188 (390 amino acids)
Molecular function (GO): protein binding
Source: RefSeq, a predicted model, not a curated record
UUUCAAUCUCGGUGAAUGUUGCUCGGUUCGUUGGUGACUGACUGCGCCUCAUUCAGCAGUAUCAUCCCCGCCAUCGCCCACCAACCAAACUGCGCCCCUCGCCGAGAUUCCCUCAUCUGCGUCUUCGAUUUGCCGCCUAUAUCAACAUCACAUUCAUAUUCCUCCUCAUCUUCUAUCUUCGUCCUUUUGCCCUGUUCCCCAGUUCUGCCUCUUCUGCACGCGAAUCCUUCUUCACAAAUGUCGGAUUUUGCGCCGCCUUCUGGGCCACCUCCACCGAGGGUCCCGGAAGGCUGGAAGGCUGUCUUCAAUGAUCAAUACAAAGAAUGGUUCUACGUCAACCUCCACACCAAACAAUCGACAUGGGAGAAGCCGACUGCGCCGGCUGCUGGUGCAGACGACGAUGCCCCGCCUGGAGCGCCUCCUCCGUCCUACUCCUCCGGUCGGGAUGCCCCUCAAGUGUCCGACGCAAAGCGCCCGUUAGAGUCGAACAAUCCAUACAACACGAGCAGUCCAGCCGGAGGCUCCCACGAAACAGAUGAAGAGAUGGCUCGACGCCUGCAGCGAGAAGAGAACACCCGCGGCGCGGCCGAGUCAUACUAUAACUCCGGUAACAGCAGUACUCCCAAUCCUCCCGGCCUUCAAGGCGGCUACCCCGGUGCUCCCACGUCGCCCUCGAACCAGCUGCCUCCGCGACCGGACAGCGCUGGCCGAUCCAAGGGUUUCUUUGGGAAGUUGCUUGGAAAGUCGGGCGGCAGCUCCUCGCCGUAUCCACAGCAAGCACGUCCCGGCGCCGGCUACCCUUCCCAGCCAGCAGGCUACAAUCAAGGCUACCCCCCGGGCCCCCCGGGUCCUGGAUACGGCGGCGGCUAUGGGCCACCGCAGGGAGGCUAUCCCGGAUACGGACCGCCUGGCCCCGGCUACGGCCCUGGUCCGGGAUAUGGAGGCUAUGGUGGUGGCUAUGGUGGUGGCUAUGGUGGCUACGCACAACAAGCUCCACCCAAAAAAUCCGGUCUCGGUGCAGGAGGCGCAGCGGCACUGGGUCUCGGCGGUGGUCUCCUCGGUGGUGCACUGCUAGCUGAUGCCUUUAACGAUGGGGAGCAAGAUGCGUAUCAGCAAGGUUAUGACGAUGGAGCAGACAACGGGGGCGGCGACGGCGGCGACGGUGGCGAUGGAGGUGGGGAUUUCUAAGGAGAGAUUAGAGGCGCGGGCUUGUGCAACAGCAAGAGUGAGUGGCUGAAGUUGUUUCCGAGUAUCACGAUCAUGAACGACGACUUGUCCCUAGAGGCCAGUGCGGCAGGGCUGGGGGGAUCCCAUAGGUGAAAGAAUGAAUCUUACUUCCAAGACAGGCGACGCAUGGAAGCUGCUCAAAUCUGAAGAAACCCGCAUUUGAACCCUGUUGACUAGAGCGAUUUCCGGAUGAAGCGAGGCGCUGAGCCAUAGCUAGGACGGGUAGCUUAGACCAUCGAAAAUGACCACUAUGAAGACGACCAGUCCGUGUACUCGGGGUUUCAGAAGCUAGCCAGGGUAUUCAAUACCUUUGCAGCGCGAGACGAAUGAAGUUGGGAGAAUAAAGCCCGAUCGGGAUGGGUAGAACAGCCUUG